This is a messenger RNA of Nannochloropsis gaditana CCMP526, 215 nucleotides long. RefSeq lists its product as uncharacterized. The transcript has 2 exons. The annotation marks the transcript as partial. The record is from RefSeq and is a predicted model, not a curated record.
AGGGGUACACGCUUUCUACCUGCGCUUCACAGAGAAUGGAGGAGCAACCGGCGGAACAAGAGAGCCCUCGACCGGAGCUUUCCUCCACUGCGCGGAAGAAUCCCUCUCCCAACCCAUGGUCGACUGCGCUUCAGCCGCGUCGUCUUCUCCCCUCAUGCACCACCGUUCCACCUCUUCCGCCUCCCUCCUCCCCUCCUUCCCGCCCUCCUUCCCGC